AUGAGGAAACUGAGGCUGGGAACAGGAAACGACUUGCCCAAGAACAGCGUUGGCUGGGCCCUCCCAUCCCACGCCGCCUGGGCGGGGCUGCAGCGAGGCUGGGCCCCGGGCGAGGGAGGCGGCCUCAGUCUUGGUCCGCUCCCCGGCGACAUGGACCCUGCACGCCACAGGGGGCCCCCGGGCGACGCGGAGCCGGUGCCGCUGGAAGAGUUCGUGCGCGCUCUGGAUCCCGCCUCCCUCCCGCGCGUGCUGCGCGUCUGCUCGGGGGUCUACUUCCAGGGCUCCAUCUACGAGAUCUCUGGGAAUGAGUGCUGCCUCUCCACAGGGGACCUGAUCAAGGUCACCCAGGUGCGCCUCCAGAAGGUGGUCUGCGAGGGCCUGAAGGUGGGUCAGACCAUGGAGCUGGCCCCCAACUUCCAGGGCCACUUCAGCCCCCUCACUGGCCCCCAGAGCUACAAAACCCUGGAGGAGCUGGUCACUGCAGCAAACCAGAGCUGCAAGCCACUGCCCCUUUACUUCAUGUCAGCCUGCAGCAUCACAGUCAAAGGCACGGUGGUGCCCAAGAACCAGCCCCUCACCUUGGAGGCGGUGGAGAUGCACCUUGGAACCUGCUGCGCCCGCUGUGUCCUGAGCACAAGCAGCCAGCAGGCCGUUGUGCACCUGCCCCUGUCUCAGAAGGGGCUCUUCUGGCAAUGGGAGACUGGUGCCCCCAGGAGCUUGCUCCAGGCCCUGCAGGACCCCACGCUGAGGAACCUCCCCGUCUCCUGCCCCACGCUACCCUUGAGCACACUCAUCCUGAGGCCCCAGUAUGAGGUCCACGCCAUCAUGCACAUGCGCAGGACCCUGGUCAAGAUCCCGUCCACGCUGGAGGUUGACGUGGAGGACGUCACCGCCUCCUGCCAGCACAUUCACUUCAUCAAGCCGCUGCUGCUGAGUGAGGUCCUGGCCAGGGGAGGCCCCUUCCCGCUGCCCGUGGAGGUCCUGGAGGUCCCCGAGGGCCCCCCCAUCUUCCUCAGCCCAUGGGUGGGCUCCCUGCGGCGCGGCCAGAGACUCUACCUCUACGGCCCGGCCUCGCCCUCCUGGCGGGUGCUGGCCACCAGCAAGGGCCGCAAGAUGCCCAGGCACUUCAUGGUCUCGGGGGGCUAUCAGGGCAGGCUGCGGAGGCGGCCCCGGGAGUUCCCCACGGCCUACGACCUCCUGAGCGCUCUCCAGCCGGGCAAGCCUCUCCGGGUGGUGACCACCAGGGACUGCGAGGGCGAGGACAACCCGGAGUUCGCCUCCCUGGCGGUGGGCGACAGGCUGGAGGUGUUGGGGUCCGGCCAGGCCUUUGGGGCCCACGGCAGGGACAUCGAUGUCCUGGUGUGUCAGCGGCUGAGCGACCCGCCCGGGGAGGACGAGGAGGAAGAGGAGCAGGAAGCGGGGCAGGAAGCCGAGGACCAGGAGAGGGUCCUGCUGCCCCUCUACCUGUCUGGCGGCUUCGUGGAGGAGAUGAACGACGGGAGGCGCUAUGGCCUGGCGGAUCUGACUGCUCAGUGCCCGCUGCCCUGUGAGGUCAAGGUGGUGGCCAAAGACCCCAGCCAGCCCACCGACCCCCUGACUUCCUUCCCGGGCCUGCGGCUGGAGGAGAAGCUCCUGGAGCCCUUCGUGGUGGUCGGCCUGGACGGCGAGCCCGAGCUGUGCUUUGAGGUCCCGCCCCGAUGGCUGGAUCUGACCGUCGUGGAGGUGGAGGCUCAGCCGGGCCGGCCAGCUGGGCCUCCCCCCGUGGCCACGGUCGAGGAACUGACUGAAGCCUUCUACUAUCGCCUGCGGAAGUUACCGGCCUGUGAGAGCCAACUGCCGCCCCCCCGACCCCCCAAGAAGCCGGAGCUCGGUGGGCAGAAGAGACCGAGCAUCCGGGAGGGAUGCAGCCAGUCUCAAGCCCCUCUGCUACCCAGACCCAAGGCAAAGACCUUGCUCGAGUUCUCCAGGGACAAAUCCAGCAUGUACAGCAAGGUGUCUUCCCAAAAGAACUCCAGAGCAGCGCCCACGAACCCCAACAGCCAGGAUUCAGAUGACGGACACGAUUAUGAGGAAAUCCUUGACCACUUACGGAAAACCCUGUAGGUGCUCAAGGAACCAUCCUGCCUCCGAUGCUUCUCAGCCAUUCCCAGAGCUGACGAGCAGGGUCACAAGCCUUUAAGACUGUGGCCAAGGCUUCGUGGACAUCAGACUGCAUACGGGAUGGAUGGCUUUGCAGGGGAGACCUGAGCGGGGGCAGGCACCGCCCCAGCUUCCAUGGGGCCCUCGGCUCCUGAACACAGGGCUGCUUCAUCCAGCACGGUUCCCUCAACCUCUGGCCUCGGAGCCUGGCAUCCAGAGGAGCCAGACGGGUUGGACUUCAGACUGAAUCCUCUGGUCAGUGUAGAAGAAUCCGAGGCGGCCAACCUUCUGCCAACUGCUACCGGGUCCUGAUCACACCGGAUUGUGAGCCGUUUCUGUUUGACUACCCUCCUUCCCAUCAAGGCUUUAAGUCCCCUAGAGGCCGGAUUCUCUCUUCCCUCCCCUGCCUUUUCAUCUUCCCACCUAAGAGCUGUCCUCGAGACCCAUUCGAAUGGCACCAGAGGAGCCUGAGGAGGAGGGUAGUGCCCUGGAGCCAAGCAAGAGGCUCUUUUCCUAGAUGAGCUAGGGACAAGUUUCUCUGUGGCAGGGGACAUGCAGGGGCCAGGCCAUGUGCAGAAUGUGGUUUGCACCUCCACUUCUCUUGCACACAUCACAGAGCCAAGAGUAGCAGCAGAACUAUAAAGUGGGGGGGACUGGAGGGGGGGUAUCACUUCCCACAAAAAGGCCUUUGUCUAUAGUGAGGUGAAACACUGCACAAUAGGGACGUCUGGGCUUCAAAGAAAACCACAGCUGUUCUUUGUUAUCAAGUGCAGUGGGGUCUGCAGGGAAUGGGCACAGCAGACACCCCCUGCAGGUAGGGUGUUCUAACUGUAAGCGGUGCCCACUGAGGAGCACACACCCUUGGGCACAUGAGAUCACCUCCUAGGGAGAACCGCUAGUACAGCUCUGCUAGUUUUCAUGUACUAUCCCUGUUUUCAUGUCGGC
Echinops telfairi (small Madagascar hedgehog) is the source of this 3084-nucleotide messenger RNA. RefSeq names its product thymocyte selection associated family member 2 (gene THEMIS2). Gene Ontology annotation, biological process: T cell receptor signaling pathway. The record is from RefSeq and is a predicted model, not a curated record. The coding region runs from base 1 to 2103 and encodes 700 amino acids. Lineage: Eukaryota; Metazoa; Chordata; Mammalia; Afrosoricida; Tenrecidae. The transcript has 6 exons.